UUCACAACCAAAAAUAAAAGGAAUACAGUUCACACUAGAAGUUAGAAGUAUCCUAACAAAAAAUCAAAGCUUCAAUGGCCUUCAAAUGCAUAGAUGAUUGUGUAAACAUCAAAAGCGACGCCGUUUGCGUUCGGACGGUGACCACUUACGCCAACCUCCACAAGUGGCCGAUGGCAGAGGCGGAGUUUGUACGGUCAAUCAGCGACGGCGGUAGCAAGCGUCGUACCACGGUGGUGGACAGCAUAUCUUGUAGGCAAAUGUACCUUAGAAGCUACACUUUCACAACAAAAGAGAGUGAAUACGACGGCAGUGGAGGUGGCGGCGGCGGCCGAGAAUCCGGUGACCAGAGAAAUGGAGGAGGGAGAAAGAAGGCGGCGAGGAGGAAGAGCAAAACGUCAUCGUGUAGGAGGUUUGCUUUCAGGCUCGUAUGGAAAUGUUUCUCUUGUGCUUCUUCUACUAAGGUUAAUAUUGAUCCGUGA
Messenger RNA from Eutrema salsugineum, 479 nucleotides. RefSeq lists its product as uncharacterized. The record is from RefSeq and is a predicted model, not a curated record. NCBI's taxonomy places the organism in Eukaryota, Viridiplantae, Streptophyta, Magnoliopsida, Brassicales, Brassicaceae. The coding region runs from base 75 to 479 and encodes 134 amino acids. The transcript has a single exon.